Molecule: messenger RNA, 798 nt
Organism: Gossypium arboreum
Lineage: Eukaryota; Viridiplantae; Streptophyta; Magnoliopsida; Malvales; Malvaceae
Product: serine/threonine-protein phosphatase 7 long form homolog
Exons: 2
Coding region: 1-798 (265 amino acids)
Biological process (GO): meristem maintenance; meristem development
Source: RefSeq, a predicted model, not a curated record
AUGUCCUACUUGGAGCUAGCUAGAUUAAGGUCAGCAGCAUUGACCCGGACGUUCGAUUUGCGGUACAAUUUAAUAUCUGCAUUGGUCGAGCGUUGGCGUCCGGAGACCCACACUUUUCAUUUGCCGUGUAGGGAGUGCACUGUCACUCUGGAGGAUGUUGCAUUGCACUUUGGGCUCCCAAUCGACGGGAAUGUCGUAACGGGUGUAAGUACGAUAGCUGAGCCGGCUGCACUUUGUUAUAGCCUACUAGGAGCCUCGCCCGGCGAUGAUGAGUCCAAUUUUUUGGAGUUAAAAUUUACAUGGCUAAAAGCUAGUUUUGAGCAUUUAUCAGUUAAUGUCACUGAAGAAGAGUUGAUGUGCGCAGCUCGAGCGUACAUUAUGCAUAUUAUAGGGGGUGUACUGAUGCCCAAUGCGAAUUACAACAAGGUUCAUCUCCAGUAUUUACCUCUAUUAGCUGAUUUGCAUAAUGUUCGCACGUAUAGUUGGGGUUCUGCAGUUCUGGCUAUGUUGUAUCGUGAGCUUUGUCGGACGACAAAGCCUGAUACCUUUAUAUGGAUUUCAUAUCGUAAACCAGAAAUUGCGACUGUUAUACCCUCGUCUGCCUACGUUCAUUCUCAAUUGUGGUGCACUAAUGCACCAAUUAUCAGUUUCAAUGUUGUCGAGUGGUACCACGGGGAUCGAGUACUACGACAGUUUGGUUGUAUCCAGCAUAUCCCGGAUCCGCCAAUGCAGGUGGGUAAGGUUCAUGGCAUCAACAAGAGAGGGAAACAUGGAAUGCAUUGGGAGGUUGUGUACUAG